AUGUGGCCCAGUAAAGAAGGCUUGGGUGUUCAACUAAGUUAUGGAGUCAACGGAAAUGGUAUUGUUGUGAGUAAUGAAAAUUCUAAUUCUAGCACGUACAAACGACUCCCCCGUUUAGAAUUUCCCAGAAUAAGAAACCAAGGUAUCACACUAAACAAAGUAGGGAAGUCAAACAUAGUGCUUGUCAAUCAGCAGACUUCUUCAUUUGAUUUGAAUUCAAAAGUGUAUAAUAACUUGCAGAAUGCAGUUGCCAAUCAACCUCUUCAACCCAAACGAAGAAUGUAUUCCGAUAGUAAUAUAUAUGUGCCUGAAGAAAUAUUGAAAUCGUACUUGAUAGAGUCAAGAUCUUUGACUUCGACUAUUGCAUAUGAUCCCACAUUUGGGCAAAUGUUCACAAUAUUUGAUGUACGAUCGAGGAGCGGAUUGACAUCUAGUAAAGCGAUAGCUUUUGUCACUGGGGAAACGGGGACUAUUCUUAACAUAUCGAUAUUGAAAUAUGAAAUCAAGGAACUCUUAAAUAACAGAAAGGAAAGUGUGGAUGUAAAUGCGUUGAUACCGUUACUAACUGAUCCAUUCCAGGUAUCCUUAUCGGAGCCUAUAAAACAAAUUGAGCAUUGCAAGCUAAAAGAAGGUUUCGACUAUAUUCCACUGUAUUUGAUAAUCCGUUCCGAUUCCAGGGUUUAUGUUUUAAACUGUUUCAAAGGAAAAUCACAACAUUACAAUUCACAUAUUGAAUUAGAUAUUCUUGGGGAACUUCAGACGUCUGAUUUAAUGGGGUUCAAUUUUUCGGAUGUAACUUUUAACCCUUGGGUUAGUACUCAAUUUGGAGUAGUUGAUGUGAAGGGAAAUUUUGGUAUUUGGAAUAUCAAUUCGAAAAAAGAGGCAUUAACGAAACUAAAAAAAUUUGAUUCAAACCCAAAAACUAGCUCCGACGAACCAGAUUCUUCAUUGAAGGUUGAAUCUACUAUACAUGAUGUGACCGAAUUAUCUAAUUGGAAAAGAAUUAUUUGGGCUCACGAUUAUAACCAUAUUUUUGUAGUUUCAAGAUCUUCUCUAACCCAGUUUGAGCUCACGCCAGAAUUGAGUUCACAGAGGUUAAUAACCUCAGAUACGUGGUCAAAAAUACAAGAUAUUCAUAAAAAUCCUGAAAGUAUGAAAUACGCAUUUAUUUUGACAUCAAAGGAGCUCAUUUGGUUUGAAGUAUCGAAUCCACUACGUAGGUUAAUGUCGUGGAAACACUUUCUAGAUGAUAAAGAUCCAUCUUUAAGGCUACAAGUAAGCGAAUACGAAGAUUGUUCUAAAUUCAUAUGCAUCAUAUAUUCCCAAAUACGUCCCAUAAUAUUGGUCUAUAACUUUGGGAUUAAGGAUGGAAUGCCAUUUAGUUUGAAGGAUCCAUAUUAUAUUCGAAAAUCAACUGAUCAAAGGGGUAAUAAAACUGGACAGAUACGGCAGGUCUAUUUAACAGAAUUGAAUAAACAGUUUUAUUCAUCGGUUAAGGAUGAUGAAAAUAUUACUACUGAUUCCAAUUUUCCGAAGCAUAUGGUCAUUGCUUUGUUUGAAUUGAGUACAGAUUUAGGUUUAACCUUGAAUCUUUAUAAUACCACAGCAAACCUUCAUUUAAAUAAAUCUUUAAUUAAAACUGAUAACCUCGACUCUAGCUCGAGCUGUGAAUCGUCAACUAACUUCGAACGUGAUGUUAGGAUGAGAGAUAAAUUGUCGUAUUUCAAAAAGUUCAGCAAAGCUGAUUUCGAGUCAAUAGCGAAAGGUUUGAAAUGCGAUACUAAUGCCACCAAAGGUGAUGAUGAAAUAAAAAUUGUCCAAGAUUAUGCUUUUAGACUAGGCGAAGGUGCAAUGCAACUUAAUGAGGAGUGGAACAAGUUAAACGCUACCGAUGACAUUUCUAUAAGCAAAGACCCUUAUUAUUUGUCAUUAAAUGAUAUUUCAAGUAGUCUUCCCCUUUCUAUUAGUGAUAUAACAGAAUUUGAUUCUAUGAUCGAGCAAUUAAGUAGUUUCUACGGAACUAAAGAUAUCGAUGUGUCCAGCAAUGUGGGUAAGUCGUUCUUAGGGGGGCUGGAACUAUUCGCUGACCACCUUAAGGCUGAUGGAAAUCUGUACACGGUCAAUGAUAUUUCAUGUAUUAUAAAGAAGGCAUAUGAGAAUGAGGCUCUACAAGGAUACAACCAUUCUAAUAUCUUAAAGAAAUUGUCUAUUUUGAUUGGUGCUAGUUUAAUAAAAGCUAAAUCUAAUGGCUUGAGUAAGUAUUACCUGAAAAAAUUAGAUCUGGCUAUGAAAAAUGCUACCACACAAGUCCAAUCUAUUUUAAAUGACUGGGACAAUGAAAAUUAUGACGACAAUCAUGAAUCCCCUACCAGAAUAGAUAACUUUGACUCACAGGUUACCAUUCCGGAUAUAAUAACUUCAUCAAUGCCAACUAUUAAAGUAGCUUCGCAAAGUAGAUCGACUCCAAAGGGCCACUCCAAAGUACCAAAUCGUACGUCACAACUCCGUCAUAAAGCUCUAACACAAACAGCUUCAGCGGCUGAUGGAUAUAAAUCACCAUUAUCACAAUCUACUGAAAUCCCUUCCACCCCUUCAUCACCAGAUGGGCCUAGUCAGGAGUCUCUCCGAUUUUCCCAAGAAGGCAAAUCUUCACAGCUCAUCCCGCCUUCUUCUAGGUUAACAUCCCAACAUUCUCAAAAGCGAUUCAUGUCCUCUCAAGCUAGUAGUAGUCAACGUAAAGUAAAGAAGAAGAAAAGAAAGGGUGGUUUUGCAUAG
This is a messenger RNA of Debaryomyces hansenii CBS767, 2775 nucleotides long. RefSeq lists its product as uncharacterized. Gene Ontology annotation, molecular function: RNA polymerase I general transcription initiation factor binding; RNA polymerase I transcription regulatory region sequence-specific DNA binding. Lineage: Eukaryota; Fungi; Ascomycota; Pichiomycetes; Serinales; Debaryomycetaceae. The transcript has a single exon. Gene Ontology annotation, cellular component: RNA polymerase I core factor complex. The record is from RefSeq and is a predicted model, not a curated record. The coding region runs from base 1 to 2775 and encodes 924 amino acids. Gene Ontology annotation, biological process: nucleolar large rRNA transcription by RNA polymerase I; transcription initiation at RNA polymerase I promoter.